GCUCUGGGAGAAUUUCGCUUCCCACCACAAAUCAUGUUUUAACCUCGUGGGUGCGGCGGCCCACAGAGUUUAAUCCCAAAGGAACGCCACCAAGGGUUUGGAGACCCAUUCGUUUGCUGGACUGUGGCUUCCACCUGGGAUUGGACGCAAUGUGCCCCCUGCUUCGCCAAACAAGCUGUGCCAAAUGGCGGGGAAUGCUUGCUUCCCGUCCUGUUUGCCGCUGCAGUAAGAUUUAGGUGCAGCAUUCGAGAGCCAACCCGAGAUAUUUUGUUCGAAAUGGGCUUCGAAUGGCCGGCCAAGGAAACGACUGAAAGAAGCGUGCGUCCUCCUAGGCUCGAGAAGUCUAUCCGCAGAGGUGAAUCCGUAAACAAAGGCCGUCGGCUUCACUGGAGCCGGCGAUCCAAUGUUGGGGGGGUUGCGGGUCCCAGCGCCGCCCUCAUCAUGAUUGCAUUUCAUACAUUUUUAGGUGCCACGACGGGAGGGCCACUCAAGCACUGCACCGUCUUCCUGCAGUUCAGGAUCCAACGGCGCAAACGGUUCCAUGUGCUCCAGUACAUAACAUACAGUGUGUUAGUGCUGGUAUGCGCCUGGGCCGUUGUGAGCGGCACGGCUCAAGAUCCCUCGUCCGGCAGCCAUGAGUGGCGCCAAGGCGAUGGAUUAUAUGCGCUGCACCGUGAGGUGUGACGGGCAGGUCUCCAAACGCGUCGGAGGAGGCAAUCUGACGAGUCUGGAUCUUGUCC
Messenger RNA from Lasiosphaeria miniovina, 740 nucleotides. RefSeq lists its product as uncharacterized. Bases 277 to 684 code for a protein of 135 amino acids. The transcript has a single exon. The record is from RefSeq and is a predicted model, not a curated record. NCBI's taxonomy places the organism in Eukaryota, Fungi, Ascomycota, Sordariomycetes, Sordariales, Lasiosphaeriaceae.